AUGGCUCAAAGUAACGAAGUUGAAAAUUGGUUUGAUGAAUGUUUAAAUGAAUUUUUAAAUGAAUGGAAAAUUAUUGAUUCAUAUGAAAUUAUUAGAAUAUAUGGAUUUACAAAAGAUCCAGAUACUUUGAAUUAUGUAUUAAUAAUGGAAUAUACAAAUAAGAAUAGUUUAAACAGAUGUUUAACAGAAAUAACAAAAAAUUGGGAACAAAAAUUAUUUUGUUUAUAUCAAAUUAUUAAGGGGCUUAAUAAUAUUCAUGAAAAAGAUCUUAUUCAUUAUAACUUUCAUAAUGGUAAUAUUUUAUGUAACAAAUAUGAAGGAAACAUAUAUGGAAUUUUUAUUAGUGAUUAUUUAGGAUUAUAUCAACUUGCAAAAUCUUUUUUAAAAGAAAAUGAUAUCUUUGGAGUUUUACCAUUUAUAGCACCUGAAAUUUUAAAAGGUCAACCUUAUACUCAAGCUAGUGAUAUAUAUAGUUUUUCUAUAAUUAUGUGGGAAUUUACAUCUAAAAUUCUACCAUUUAAUGAUAAAGCACAUGAUCUUCAGCUUGCUUUAAGUAUUUGUAAAGGUGAACGUCCUGAAAUUAUUGAAAAUACUCCACAAUGUUAUAUAGAUUUAAUGAAAAAAUGCUGGGAUGAAGAUCCAUUAAAAAGGCCAUCUUCUAAAGAAAUUUUAAAUAUUAUUGAAAGUUGGAUUUUUCGUCCUGAGAAUAAGAAAAUUGAAGAUAGAUGUGUAUAA
This is a messenger RNA of Rhizophagus irregularis DAOM 181602=DAOM 197198, 735 nucleotides long. The record is from RefSeq and is a predicted model, not a curated record. NCBI's taxonomy places the organism in Eukaryota, Fungi, Glomeromycota, Glomeromycetes, Glomerales, Glomeraceae.